UUUAAAUAGAAAGGAUGGCCGACAGCGCCACUUUGGCUGUGGUCAUUCAUGGAACCAUCCCCGACGAAUUGAAGUCCAUCACACACAAGCCAGCCAGCUCUUACUCCCUUUUCCUACUAUCCUGAUCAUCAGCUGACAGCCCAUCGGAAACGGGACCCCGAAGCACGAUGGCCGAGCAUCUUUCACAGAGCGAGCUUGACUAUCCGUUUAAACUACUCGAGUACUUCAACGGCUUCAGGGUGUCAAAGGUGAUCUUCUCCGCCUGCGAACUGGGCGUCUUCGACCUCUUGACGACGUCGCCGUGUGCCCUGAGCGCCCAGCAGGUAGCGCAGGCCUUGCACGCCAGCGUGGAUGGAACAGAGCGACUGCUGGACGCCCUGGUGGGCAUCAAGAUACUCCACGUGGAGUUGCAGGACGGGACAGCUCUUUACAGCACCACCGAUGUGGCCAGUGUGUACUUGGCCAAAAGUGGCGCCAAGUCGUUGCACGACAUGGCGCUCUAUCAGUCGCAAACCAUCUACCCGCUGUGGAACAACCUGGCGGAUGCCGUCAGGGAAGGCAAGAAUCAGAACCAGAAAACCUUCGGCAUUCCACCCGAGGAGGUCUUCCAAGCCAUCUACAGGUCUGAGGAGGAGAUGCUGAAGUUCAUGGGUCUAAUGGACUCAUCCUGGGUGCUGGACGGACACGACGUGGUGACGGCAUUCUGCCUUGAUGGCUUCCGGAACAUCGUUGACUUUGGAGGCUGCACGGGUGCGCUGGCCCGCGAGUUAGCCAAGGCGUACCCUUCGUCCUCCGUCACCGUGUUUGACAUGCCGGCAGUGGUGGAAACGGCCAGCCAGCACUUCCUGCGGGAGAGUGACACCUUCACAUUCCAGAGCGGAGAUUUUUUCCACGGUGAACUUCCUGCUGCUGACUUGUACGUCCUGGCUCGCAUCCUCCACGACUGGUCGGACGACAAAUGUCUGACACUUCUCAAGAGGAUCUACGACAUCUGCAAACCAGGGGGAGGUGUGCUGCUGGUGGAGGCCAUGUUGCUAGAGAGCCGGCGGGGCCCCAUCCAGGCGCAGCUCUUCUCGCUCAACAUGCUGGUGCAGGCAGAAGGCCGCGAGCGGCCGCCUUCCGAGUACACUGGGAUGCUCCGACAGAGUGGCUUCCGCGCCAUGCAGCUGUGCCGCAUCGGGAAAUCCUACGACGCCAUCUUGGCUCGCAGAUAAGAACGCAGGAAAAAAUGGGUAAAGGAGCACAAUGAGAAAUGUUGCUCUUCCAAAUGCCCAAAUACCAUACAUGCAAUUGUCUAAAGCAGUGGUUCUUCACUUGGGUUUGAUCAAACCCUAGGGGUUUUAGUUUAUUGUUUAGCACAUAUUAUUAUAUCACUAACUGUGCAAGGAGGGAGACGAAGCCUAGGUCUUGUAAAGAGCUCCACUCCUUCUAACCCCCAAUUCCAACCCUUAAUGCUGAGUGCCAAGCAGGGAGGCAAUGGGUCCCAUUUUUACAGUCUUUGGUAUGACCCGGCCGCGGUUUGAACCCACAACCUUCCAGUCUCAGGGCGGACACUCUAACCACUAGGCCACUGAGCUGGUCGGUGAGUCGGUCUCUGGGGUUUGGCAGAGCCUCCACUGCGGAGGUCCGAACACACCUGAUUUAUUGUGUAAAUUUGUGAUAAUGCAUAUCUGAAUUGGUCUCGCAAAGGCAACAGCAGAAGUCACACUGAUUUGCAGGUAUGUAAUUUGUUGCGAGUUCAUGCAUUGUGUUGGUUUUGUUCUUUCAACAAGGUGAUGAUCAUGCACGACUCAUUUUGUGCACCAGUGAAAUACAUUUAUGUCUUGAAUUUGAAAAUAAUCAAAGUUUUCGCUUAAGAGGGGUUUCGCGAAUGCGCAUAUGAAACUGGUGGAGUUCGGUUUCUCCAACAAGGUUAAGAACCACUGGUCUAAAGAUUUAUUUAUAACUUUAUUUAGCUGUGAUAAAGGACCUUUACGUACCUGUUCUAUGAGUGCCCCAGUGAUGAAUUGUACGUAUAUUAUUCAUCUCUUUUCCAAGAUCUCAUCUGCAGAAGUUAAAUGAGGAAAACCACACUGAUUAUUAUCAGAUAUUUCUGAUUAAUAGGACUGAGGCCCUGUCGUACUGUGUAAUAAAUAUCCACAAAAAAGCCA
Syngnathus typhle (broad-nosed pipefish) is the source of this 2150-nucleotide messenger RNA. It is a transcript of the gene asmt2, whose product is annotated as acetylserotonin O-methyltransferase 2. NCBI's taxonomy places the organism in Eukaryota, Metazoa, Chordata, Actinopteri, Syngnathiformes, Syngnathidae. Gene Ontology annotation, molecular function: O-methyltransferase activity. The coding region runs from base 168 to 1214 and encodes 348 amino acids. The record is from RefSeq and is a predicted model, not a curated record. The transcript is spliced from 8 exons.